Stegostoma tigrinum is the source of this 5883-nucleotide messenger RNA. Its product is annotated as F-box/WD repeat-containing protein 7-like. The transcript is spliced from 13 exons. Gene Ontology annotation, cellular component: nucleus; cytoplasm. Gene Ontology annotation, biological process: proteasome-mediated ubiquitin-dependent protein catabolic process; ubiquitin recycling. The coding region runs from base 3918 to 5147 and encodes 409 amino acids. The record is from RefSeq and is a predicted model, not a curated record. Gene Ontology annotation, molecular function: ubiquitin binding. NCBI's taxonomy places the organism in Eukaryota, Metazoa, Chordata, Chondrichthyes, Orectolobiformes, Stegostomatidae.
CUGAUCCUGUCUACAUUCAUCUCCCUCACGGCACAGGAAAAGGACGAAGCGUUGUCGCGUUUGCUUCGUGUAUGUCAGGAAUGUUACAUGAUCAUCAAUUUUAACUGUAAAAUAUAGUGAAGCGAGGGAAAUGUUCACCAGAUGUUUUUCUUAGUUCAUAAUCGUCGGCAACAACACCUUUUGGUCUCGAAAUACUUUAUCUGCGAUGGGAAAGGCAACUUGUCUGAGCCAAACGUUUGUUAUUUAAAGUUUGAUUUGUAAUAAAUUUACACGUUUAAUUUGUCUCUACUAGAGGCUUUAAAUUACAUUUUGAUGAUUGUCAUGUUCAUUUAAAAGUUCCAUCCCAUCUUAAUGAGUCCGAUCAGCUGGGAUGGCAGCAGCCUCUAAAACAGCAAUUCAUUGGUUCCUUCAGUUUGUCUUGGGGAGAAAAUACCUUGUAAGAGACUGGCAUUGUGAUGCCUUACAGAGGAAUUAAAAAGAAUGCGUGUGGAUGUGAGGAAUGAUAAUAUAAGAUUAGAAUAUGAAGGAGACAAGAAAGGAAAUGGUAGGUGUUCUGGCAUUAAUCAUCAAAUACUUUCUGGCCACAGGAAAAGUGCUUGGGGACUGGGGGACAGCUUAUAUGGAUGGUAUCAUCCUUCAAGAAGGGUGCUAGGGACCAGGAAACUACAAGUCAGUGAGUCUAACAUAUAUGGUAGGGAAACUAUUGGGGUAAAGAUGUUUGGAGGAUAGAAUUAAUGUCUACUGGAGAGGCAAAGAUAGGAAACAUAGGUUUGUGAGGGGGAGAUCAUACCUAAUAAAUUUGAUUUUUAUUUUGGGAAAUGUCUAGGUUUGUAUAUGAGGAUCAUGUAGUUAAUGUAGUCUACGUGAUCUUCUGUAAGGCUUUUGACAAAAUCUUGACAGACUGCUUAAGAAACUGAGCCCAUUGAAUCCAGGACAAUUUGGCAAAUUGGAUCCAAUACUGACUUAGUGGCAGGAGGCAUAGGGUGAUGGUCAAAGAAUGGUUUUUGUACCACAGGGUCCAGUGCUGGUGAGCAAAUGUGAGGUUUUGCACUUUGGAAAAAAGAAUACAGGCAUGGACAAUGUUCUAAAGGGUGAGAAAAUUUGUAAAGCAGUGUUGGUCCAGGAUUCUCUAAAGGUUAACUAGCAGGUAGAGUCCGUGAUCAAGAAAGCGAAUGUAAUGUUGUCGUUUAUCUCAAGAUGGCUGAAAUGUAAAAGCAGUGAUGUGCUUCUGAGGCUUUAUAAAGCUCUAGUUAGGCCCCAUUUAGAAUACUGUGUCCAAUUUUGGGUCCCACACCUCAGGAAGGACAUAUUAGCCCUGGAGCGUGUCCAGCGGAGAUUCACAGGGAUGAUCCUUGGAGUGGUAGGUUUAACGUAUGAUGAAUGGCUAAGGAUCCUGGGAUUGUACUCACUUAGAGUUUAGAAGGUUGAGGGGAGAUCUAAUAGAAACUUACAAGAUAAUGUGUGGCUUAGAAGGGUUGGACGCUAGGAAGUUGUUUCCGUUAGGCGGGGAGACUAGGACCCGUGGGCACAGCCUUAAAAUUAGAGGGGGGAAAUUUAAAACUGAAAUGAGAUGACAUUUCUUCAGCCAGAGAGUGGUGGGCUUGUGGAAUUCAUUGCCACGGAGUGCAGUGGAGGCCAGGACUUUGGAGGCCUUCAAUGGAGAGAUCGACAAAUUCUUGAUCUCAGAAGGAAUCAAGGGCUAUGGGGAGAGUGCCAGGGAAGUGGAGUUGAAAUGCCCAUCAGCCAUGAUUUAAAUGGUGGAGUGGACUUGAUGGGCCAAAUGUCCUUACUUCCACUCCUAUGUCUUAUGGUUGUGUGGUAAAUAGUGAGGAAAGCCUUGGAAUACAGGAUGAUGUCGAUGGGUGGAAGAGUGGAAUAUUAAAUUCAGUCCUGAACGCAAGAGCUUUUGGGAGGACUAACAAGGCAAUGGCUACAAACUGAAUAGUAGGAGCCAAGGAAGUACUGAAGAUCAGAGGGAUCGUGGUCUGCAUUUUCCUGAAUCCUUGAAGGUAACCUGACAAUUACACAAGGCAUUAAGGCAUCGGGGUAUUUGCUUUUAUUAAUCAAGGCAUUUGAAUACGUGAGGACGGAGGUUGUGACAAACCUGUAUAUAAUGUUUGUUAGGGCACAGCUGGAGUACUGUAAGCAAUUCUGGUUGCCAAGCUGCUAGAAGGAUGUGACUGCAUUACAGUGGGUGCAGCAGAGAUUCACCAGUGUAUUGCAUGGUCUGGAGUGAUUUGUUUGAGGGAGACUAGAUAACCUGGGGUCAUUUUCCUUAGAGCAUAGUAAGGCUGAGGGAGGAACCUGACUUGAGGCGCCCAAAAUUCUGAGUGGCAUUGGUAGGGUGGAUGGGAAAUGUUUUUCCACUUGAUAGAAGGGUCAAUGACAAGGGAGCACAAUUCUAAAGUAAAAAGCAGGAGAUUUAAAAGGAGACUUGAGGACAUACAUUCACCUAGAGAGUGGUGGGUAUCUGGAGCUCACUGCCUCUCAGGUUGGUAGAGGGCAGAACUCACAAGACAUUUAAUGGAUAGUUUGAUGAGCCCUUGAAAUGUAUACAAUGCUAUGGGUCAAGUGCUGGGAAAUGUCAGAAGGACCAGAGGAUGCAAGUACCAGUAACGGCUAGUCUGCUAGUUUUGCAUUUUACUCUUUCUUGCAUCAAAUUUCACUAGGGAUGUGGGUAAAUAACACUGAGAACACCCCCGAUUUGUUAAUUGUGAUAAUCAAGGUUGUUAAAGAGAUCGUUUGAAGGCUACGUUCUGAUAUUUCAGCUUGAGCUUCACAUCAGGUUUGGGUGAAUCCACAGCUAAUCUUGGCAGCUCUAAUAACUUUGGUAGGCCUACUGAAAAGAAGAAUGACUUUUAGGCACUUCAGCCACUUGCAUGUAGAUGCCGUAUUCAGUCAGUGAAGGUCACAAGGAAUGUAGUCAGUCAGUAUUCGGACAGUGCAGAGGUGCAGGUAUCACCGGGGCUUAGGAAAAGGUGGCAGAUUUUUCAAGCACAGUUGGGCGGCCACCUGAACACAAGACAGCAGCUGGAAAUCAUAACUGUCUCAUUCUGUUUCCAGUGGCAAGGAAGAGAAGAAACAUCAUAUGUGUGAAGGGCAGAGCUCCAUACGUCAUCAGGCCAGAAGAGAGGUACAGGUAGCAACAGGAAGCAAACUGAUGCCAUUUUAUUAGCACAGGAUUUGCUGCUGAAGAAGCUACCUUGAGAUGACAGAGAAGUAGUGCUGUAACAAACUGCAAAUUUUCAGGCAGAUGGUCAGAGAUUUGUGCCCUCACGCAGAAGACCUUAUACCUCACAUCACUGCUUAUCAUUUCCAGCCUCUGGUUGUCAACAUUGUUGUAACCUUGAAUGCCUUCCUCUCUGGCUCAUCUAAGGAUCAGCUGCAUACCUCACCAGAUGCACAACCAAUGCAACAGCUGGUCUAUAUGUACACUUCUGUACAGAUGGGAUCUCUCAAACUGAGACGGUAGUGGAUUUAACCACCAUCGCUGGAUUCCUCUAGGUGCAGGGAAUCAUCAUUGCUUGGACCUAUAUGGCCAUCAGAGGACCAACUGACCACCCAGUGAGGUACUUAAAGAGGACAUAUUCCAUUUCCAAACACUCGAAGCCUGUGACCACAACAAAUGAACCUCCACAUUGGUUGCUUGCUUGCUUGCUUGGCUACUGUUGUGCUUCCACCAUCAGCUGCUAGUCAAGGAUGCUGCAGCUGUUCUUUUCACCUCAUUAAACCCCACCCGUGGAUUAUAGGAAAUAUGUGAUGAAUCAGCAUUUCUCUAGAUCGGAGCUCAGCUGCCACAACUGAAAAAUGUCUACUCUGAACUCUGUCCCUUAUUAUCCAUCGACUUUGUAUUAAUCUUGCCACAAGAGCUGGUGGAAAGAAUCUUUUCAUAUUUGUCUGCAGAUGAUCUGUUCAGGAUGGCAUGCUGUAACAAAACUUGGAGGGAAUUUACAAACACUGACAUUUUGUGGCAGCCACUGUGUGCUGUUCAAAACUGGCUUAAUUUUGACACUGAUCAACAACUCUUCUCCAAGAGCCCAUAUAGUUACAGUCCCACAGGUCUCACAUCUCCAAGAUACAGUACUGCUACUUUUUCUGAUUUUCCAUCUUUGUCCCUAACUUGCCGAUGGAAAGAUAUUUACAUUAGGGCUUGUCACCUGAAUCAAAAUUGGGCACUGGGUAGAUAUACAGUUUUACCUUUACUUCGAGGUCAUCAAGAAAGAGUGGAUUGCCUCGAUUGUGAUGGAAAACGGCUUGUUAGUGGAAGUUCAGACAAAACUGCCCGUGUAUGGGAUCUAUUCACUGCAAAUUGUCUACAUGUACUGGAUAAUCAUACAGAUGCUGUAACAAGUGUUUGCAUUAAGGAUGAAGUCAUUGUAACAGGUUGCGCUGACAGCUUGAUUCGAAUUUUCCAGACAGAAACUGGUAGUUGUCUACGAGCACUGAUGGGUCAUAACUCAGGAAUUGAUCAUCUCUGUUUUGAUGGAAUACAGGUGGCCAGUGCCAGCUCGGAUAGAACUCUUCGUGUUUGGUCUAUUCAAGAUGGCCACUGUAGGAAAGUUCUACGAGGUCAUGAAGAUGAAAUUCAGUACUUGACUAUGAAAAAGCAUCUUGUUGCUAGCACAUCGUGGGACCACACAAUAAGAAUGUGGAAUAUACAAGCUGGAGAAUGUAUAGCUGUUCUAAAAGGCCAUACAGAAGUUGUGAACUGCUGUCAGUUUGACUGUCGAUAUCUGGUGAGUGGUGGAGGAGAUUGCUUAGUGCUUAUCUGGUCAACAGAAAGUGGAAGAUUGCUGUGCAAGUGUCAAGGACAUACCGGGGAUGUGUACUGUUUGAUGUUUAAUGAGAAGACAAUCUGCUCUGGUUCUUCAGAUAGCACCAUUCGAGUCUGGGACUUUGCAGGAAAAUGUCUGUUUACCAUGUCAGAACACAUUGGGGUAGUGAGGUGCCUACACCUGGAUGGAAAUAGACUCGUCAGUGGUGGUGACAGAAAGAAGAUUUUAGUCUGGGAUGUGGCGAAUGGGAAAUUAGUCAAUGCAGUCCAUAGGAAUCCAUCUCUCCUUCACAAGAUCUGGAUUAAUCAGACAAAGAUCAUUACAGCUUCUCCUGAAUCACCAGGAAUUUUAACUAUUUUGAGUUAUUGGUAAAUGAUCAGUUACUGUUCUAUAUCUUUAAAACUAGGGAAUAUUAAACUCAUAAUUAACAUUAUACAAGCCAAGUUAUUCAUGAUUAUUUUGUGAUUAAAUAAGCAUGAAUACUGAAUAGAAUUUAUGGCAUAACAUCUGUGAUAUUUUUCAAGAAACCGAAGUGAAACGUUGAACAUACUUCAAAUCAACUCCAAAUCCACUGGGCUGCAUCUGUACUAAGAAAAGCUCAAUCAGUUAGUUUUCUAACACUGGCAUCUUUCUGACAUUAGUUUGAUAAGUGCUAAAGUGCAGAGAAUUUUUCUCAAAAUAAAACAAAUUGAUUAAACUCAAUUUCACUGUUGUAUGACUCAGAAGACAUGAAGAUUCUUUAUUCAAUGCAAGUUCUUAAUUUGGAAGCUAUCAACCUGAAUACUUAUGACCACAAAACAAUUUGCUAAAAUCAUCCUUAUGUGUAAAGAUUCUCUGAAUUGGUUUCUACUUGAAGCAAGCCUUUAGCCCAAGUUCCUUGGGUUUCUCCCACUCUAUUGCUGUGACAGAUGAGAGUUCGACAGAAAUUCCGUUUGCAACAAAAACAUCCAACUGCUGACUACAGGAAGCCUCAAUUUCUUGUCUCUCCUGAUUUCUCCGUAGCCAGUUCCUGACUAACUAUUGUGAAAAAUCUUUCAUAUGAUUGUAAUAUAUUGUUUGUAUAUGAACUCUGAUAUUUAUCGCAGUGUAGAGAUAAAACUUUUUUAAA